AUGCUCUCCUACCAAACGCAUCUCACUAUCCUCGAGCGGACCGCGAGACGGUGCCCCGACAACGUCGCCUUUCGUGUACCAGAAGUCGACGAGAGCAGCAGCGACAUCCGUCACUGGCAAUCUAUAACAUACAAGCAGUUCCUUCAAGAUGUCGAACGAUCUGCAAGGUAUUGGUUGUGGAAGUUAACUGCCGACGAUAUCAGCGCUGGAUCAGUAAUUGGCUUGUGGCUUGGAGGCACGACAUACGUGGACGUCCUCCACAUCUAUGGCAUUGCCCGGGCUGGCUUCAUCCCGCAGCUCAUAUCGUUGCGAUUACCCAACGCGGAAGUAAUUCUCGAGUUGCUAAACCUUUCGAAAGGGAAAGCGAUUGUUCAUGAUGCUUCCUUCACGUCGCCCCUUCGGCGGUGCCCGUUACCUGUAUAUGCAGCCGUUGACGUGCGAGAAGCGAGUCCAGUCGCUAUCGACUUACCUCCUGUCGUCGAGGGAUCUGACGCCGACGACAUCAUCAUGUUAUUCCACACUUCCGGCUCGACAUCUGGCCGCCCGAAACUCGUGCCAUGUACCUACGCAUGGUGGUCUACUACGAUCAUGAAGGCAGGGCAGAUCAUGAGACCGAAAACGCGGAGUACGUCACGGCAAGACACAGCGGUGUGCAUGGGAAGCCUGUGUCACAUGGGUCAAUCCUUCAUGCUCGCCGGGGCAUUGGAACACGGCUCCUGCACCGUCCUAUAUACAAAGCAGGCUUAUUCCUCCGACGAGUUACUCGACAUGAUGCAUCGCUGUGGACUCACACGCAUGAACAUAUUUCCCACGUUCCUGAGUGUGCAUCUGAAGAACUCGCGCCGGGAUCCCAGACUGCUUGCAGGUUUGCAGGCACUGGACGAGAUCCUAGUCACCGGCUUGCCGAUGUCUCCGGAGGACCAACAAUGGGUGCGUAGCAACGGCAUCAACGUGUUAGACUGCUACGCGAGCACAGAGGUUGCCGUCAUGAUGCUGUCGACUGGACAGGCCAUUAAUGGCCGUCUUCCGCCCCUUCAACCGAUUGAAGGUGCUUCAUACGCUAUGGUUGCGACAGCGCCUCAGCCGCCGCAGUCUGAUAGCGGAUAUUACAAUCUCCACGCACGGCUGCUGGAGCUGGUCGUCUUGGCGCACUCUCCCGACUGCCCACAUCCUUCACUGCGCGACAUCGACGGAAACUACCACACCGGAGAUCUCUUUUUCGAACAGUCUCCCGGAAAGUACGUGUAUUAUGGACGGGACGAUGACUGGAUAAAGACGGAAGUUUCGUUGCGGUGUAACACCAAAGCCAUCGAGGAGAACGUUUAUACCACCUGUGGUGACCUUGUUUCCAACUGUGUGGUCGUCGGCACUGGGCGACCUUCUCCGGCUCUCAUAGUGGAGUCGUUGACAGCCGAUGUGGAUGCCCAAAAGUUGAAGGCUAUGAUAUACAGGAGGAUUCGAGCGUUUCACGCGCGGCGGUACCUCCACGAGCGGAUCGCGUCCGCAGAUGCGAUUUUGGUUGCUCCUGCGAACACUCUUCCGAGGACGGCUACUAAAGGCAACAUUCGGAGACGGGCUGCUGAGGAAGACUUCAAGGCUGAGCUUGACCGCAUAUACUCACUAACGCGGUAA
This is a messenger RNA of Laetiporus sulphureus 93-53, 1632 nucleotides long. RefSeq names its product acetyl-CoA synthetase-like protein. The transcript has 3 exons. Gene Ontology annotation, molecular function: medium-chain fatty acid-CoA ligase activity. The record is from RefSeq and is a predicted model, not a curated record. Bases 1 to 1632 code for a protein of 543 amino acids. Gene Ontology annotation, biological process: fatty acid metabolic process. NCBI's taxonomy places the organism in Eukaryota, Fungi, Basidiomycota, Agaricomycetes, Polyporales, Laetiporaceae.